Anguilla rostrata (American eel) is the source of this 4304-nucleotide messenger RNA. RefSeq names its product SH3-binding domain protein 5-like, b (gene sh3bp5lb). Lineage: Eukaryota; Metazoa; Chordata; Actinopteri; Anguilliformes; Anguillidae. The record is from RefSeq and is a predicted model, not a curated record. Gene Ontology annotation, biological process: negative regulation of protein tyrosine kinase activity; intracellular signal transduction. Gene Ontology annotation, cellular component: cytoplasm. The transcript is spliced from 6 exons. Bases 1168 to 2487 code for a protein of 439 amino acids. Gene Ontology annotation, molecular function: protein kinase inhibitor activity.
UGGGCACACUGUUUUUGCUCCAUUCGGUCUUAAUUCACUCUGUAAUUUGGAAGAGUGAGCUGUCCGUCUGGCAGUCCUGUUACUGAAAGAGGAAGAGCUCUGCAGUUCAAGCCCUGGAGAGCCUCUAGCUCAGGGAUCUCAGACUCCAGCCCUGGAGGGGGCACUGUGUCGGCAGGUUUAUCUUCAGUCUUGGAGAGCUGGAAUACCUGCUGGUUUUAAUAGUGUCCUCCAUAACCAGUAACCAAGAUAAAACCCUGAAGUGCCAAAAUCUGCAGACAACCUGGCCCUUCCAAGAUUGAGGUCCCUGUUCCUACUUCAGUUAAUGUUCAGAUCUUUUAUAAUAAGAAGUCUAAAUUUUCUUGUACUUAUAAAGACUGAAAAUAAAUGUUUGCUCUGGACAGCAAAAGCUUGGUGUGAGAAUGAAGGGGUAAAAUUAAUCUAAUAGAAUGGAUUGAGCUGUGUUCGGUGGAACGAAUGCAGUUGUUCAUAUUCAACAAUCUAACCUGAAAACUUUGACCUCAGAUAAGUUUAGUGCAUGCGAUCCACUGAACUGUAUAGAACGUAUGUAGUUCAUUGGUGUUGUUUGAUAAGAUAAUAGAGUUCUUGACCUCGAUAAGAUUUCAUUGUUUGGUGACGUCAUGGCUACGGCAACUGCACAAGGUAAAAAAACUGGCUAAGCUACUCGCGUUUUCUAUUUACCUUUCGCGAAUAUGUAGCCACUUAUGUACGAUAGUACUUGUUCAAAACAGACGACAGAAGAACGGCUGUGAAUGAAAUAUUGUCUGGUCAUUUAUUUCCGAAAAAAAAAACUAUAUCAGUUUAAUACUAUCCAUUACUUAUCGAAAUUUUGUUGUUUCGAGAGAUUCAUUCGGCAUAACACAUGACUACUCAACGUCACCAGAGCUAACGCUUCACCAAAAAAAAAAAAAAAAAUGCUAGCGCUAAGUUUCCAUGCUGUCUGGCCAGCUUGACAUGCAAGCCGCUAAUGUUAGUGGGCGGUAAUGUUAGCUAGUAUGCCAGUGCUAGCUGCAUUUUCCGCUCUGCUUGAAUAGGAGCGUCGCUCAUGUAAUAAGUUAAACGUGGCGAGCGUCUCGUUAUAGAUAUAUAUGCAUAUAGUAAACAUUCGCGGUUCACUAUUCAAGUCACAUCUGAACCCCGAGGCCCAGAAUGGAGCCAGGGAACUUGCGUGAAAGUCCAGCCGGUUCCGGAGACCCAAAACCCGCCGAAUGCCGGGAGGAGACGCCCGACGGAACGGCGGAGGAAACAUGUGGUAAAGAUCGAGGAGGCGGCGGGGAGAACAUGGACACUUCUGAGAAGAUGGACUGGGAAGGUACGGAACACAGAAGUAUGGAGAAAGUCAACUUGGACAAGAAGGAAGUCCGCAAAUCUGAAGAAUUAGAUCCAAGAAUCCAGGAGGAGCUGGAGCACCUGAACCAGGCGAGUGAGGAGAUCAACGCCCUGGAGCUGCAGCUGGACGAAGCGAGAUCGAGCUACAGGAGGAUCCUGACUGACUCGGCCAGGAAGCUGAACGCUCAGGCCUCCCAGCUGGGCACGUGCAUCGAGAAGGCCAGGCCUUACUACGAAGCCCGGAGACUGGCCAAGGAGGCCCAGCAGGAGACGCAGAAGGCCGCUCUGCGGUACGAGCGGGCCGUUUCCAUGCACGCCGCCGCGCGGGAGAUGGUGUACGUGGCUGAGCAGGGCCUCAUGGCCGACAGGAACACCAUGGACCCCACCUGGCAGGAAAUGCUCAACCACGCCACCUGCAAGGUGAACGAGGCGGAGGAGGAGCGUUUGCGGAGCGCGCAGGAGCACCAGCGCGUGACCCAGCAGUGCCAGCAGGCCGAGGCUCGCGUGCACGGCCUGCACAACUCCCUGCGCCGCACCAUCCUCAAGUCCAAGCCCUACUUCGAGCUGAAGGCCCAGCUCAACCAGGUCCUGGAGGAGCACAAGUCCCGGGUGUUGCUGCUGGAGGAGCGUGUGUCCAAGGUGAAGACGCACUACUCGAUCGCGCUGCGUAACCUGGAGCAAAUCAGCGAGCAGAUCCACGCCCAGAGGGGGCGGGGCCUGGAGGCAGAGGCGGGGCAGUGGGCCCAGGCCAGGGCCAGUGGGGUGCGGAGCUCCCCGGUGGGGGCGGAGUCAGACUCUGGGGCGGAGGAGAAGGGGACGGCCGGACGGUGGCCGUCGGGGGGGCGCUGGGGGGAGGGGGCGGGGCCGGAGGCGGGGUCAGACUCUGCUUCGCUCGUCAGUUUGCAGACCAUCGCCUCGGACCUGGAGAAGUGCGACUCCGUGGAGCACCUGGCCGACCUCAGCGACACGGUCAGCCUGUCAGGGGAGGAGGAGGGGGCGGGGCCUGGCAGGGCGGGGCCGAGCAGGGCGGGUCCUGGCAGGGCGGGGCCGGGCGGAGCCAGGCAGGAGAGGGGUGGCAUAACGGCUGAGGAGGCCCAGCAGAACUUCCUUAAGCAGCACCAGAGGAGCGUUAGCCUGUGAUGUCGGCAGGAAGAGGAAGUGACACGGAGCUGACAGAGGAACACUAACAGACCACUAGGAGAGAGGCUCUGACAUUCGGACUGACACAACUUCCUGUCUGCCACUUUCUGUACGCCACUCCCUGAGCAGCACUUUGCUGGCGGGGGCGGGGGGGAGGAAAUGGAGAGCUGCUUGCGUGAACACUACUCCAUUGUAGAAACUGACAUGGUGGUUCUCGUAAGGGGGAGGGGAGGCUUCUGGGAAGUGUAGUUUUUUCCCUUCCCAUUGUAGUUCAGACGCUGCUGUGACAGAGCCAUGCACAGGAAGAAAGAUGGGGGCCAUCUUGCCCAGUCACACUGAACAUGAGACAUUAUAGACCAUGGUACCUCUGUACGCCACCUUAAAAUUUCCUUUCUGUAUAUAUGUGACUCAGUCAGGACUAAGGCCUGUGUGUGUGCGUUUGUGCGCACGCACGCAGUGAGUGUGUCUGUAUUUAAAUGCAUGGUAAACCUUUUUGUCUUCAACAGCCGAUUGCGUAACGUAUCUGGGUUGAAAACGUGGAAUUAAUAUUUCAUGCUCCAGAAAUACUCAGAUGAGAUUUUUUUCAUCAGAUCUGUCAACGCAGCUAAUGGAGCGAUGGCAGUCUGGGGCUUUAUAAACGUCCUUUCAGAUUUUACAGGAGAUUAGCUGAGUGGGCACUAAAACACUUCUGAGUUUCUGUUUUGUAGAAGCUCUGAAGGGGGCGCUGUGUCUGCAGGUUUAACUCCAGUCCUGUAGGGGGCGCAGUGUCUGCAGGUUUAACUCCAGUCCUGGAGGGCCGCUGUGUCUGCAGGUCUAACUCCAGUCCUGGAGGGGGUGCAGUGUCUGCAGGUUUAACUCCAGUCCUGGAGGGGGCGCAGUGUCUGCAGGUUUAACUCCAAUCCUGGAGGGGGCGCAGUGUCUGCAGGUUUAACUCCAGUCCUGUAGGGGGCGCAGUGUCUGCAGGUUUAACUCCAGUCCUGGAGGGCCGCAGUGUCUGCAGGUCUAACUCCAGUCCUGGAGGGGGCGCAGUGUCUGCAGGUUUAACUCCAGUCCUGGAGGGCUGCAGUGCGUGCAGUUUUAACUCCAGUCCUGGUGGGGGCGCUGUGGAUUCAUUGACACCCUGUUUUUCGGAAAUGGGGUGUCUGUGUGUAGGUACGAUUUUUCAUGCUUUGAAGUGCCUUUUUAAGUGUAAAAAAAGAAUAUUAUCAAAAUAACUUUACAGUGUGGCAAAUAAUUGUGAAGAAAUCAUUUUUUAAGGUAGUUUUAAAAGAUAAAUUAUUGAUUCUGCGAGUGCUUUGAUCUUUCCAACGCGGCUCACGACUGAAUGCUGAAUGAUAUUUAGGGCCAAUCAGCUUCUCCCAUCGCUGCACAGAAGUUUUACCGCUGGAUCUGUUUUUCACCUGACGUGACUCUUGCUUAGGCUGUGCGCUGCAUUUUUAAGAUCUUCCCUUACUGCAGUGAGCGACUUUAUAAAAUACAGUACGUGAAACGCUUUAACUGCUGAUUGUCUUAAGCUCCAGAGCAGAAUGAGGUGUGGAUGCAGGGCUUUGUUUUUGCCCAGUGCUGGAACGCCCCGUUCAGCUAGUGAUUCUGCUGUGGUUGACCUUGGUCUUUUGAGUCGGGUGUUUUAGCACCAAACAGAACAAAAAGCUUUUUCACGAAGACUGCAGAAUCACUGCUGUAGAUGGUGUGUGUGUGUGUGUGUGUGUGUGUGUGUGUGUGUGUGUGUGUGUGUGUGUGUGUGUGUGUCGGUUGGGGUGGCUUAAUAGAGUGGAUUCUUGAAAGGCAAAAUUCAUUUUUUUUAAAUUACGCCCCAC